AGCUUUUGCGGGCCCGAGCGAAUUUACUGCAGUUUUGUGCCCCAAGCUUGAGGAUGUCACGAUUUGACAUUUCGAAGUUGCUCCAAAGAGCCGCCCAGACUGGACCUGUAGUAGCAGGAGCCGCUGCUUUGGCGGGUGCUGGAUACCUGGCGAGCAAUGCCAUGUACACGGUGGACGCCGGACACAUGUCGCUGAAGUACAGCCGCCUUUCGGGCGUUGGCGCUGGCACAUACAGGGAGGGUGUGCACUUCAUGCUGCCGUGGCUUGAGCGCCCGAUCAUUUUUGAUGUGCGGGCCAGACCGCACACGAUGACCUCGCUCACUGGAAGCCGCGAUUUGCAGAUGGUCAACAUCUCCUUGAGAGCAUUGUGCAAGCCAGAUACUGCGAAGCUUCCGGAUAUCUACAGGACUCUAGGACUGGAUUUCGACGAGAAGGUUUUGCCCUCCAUCAUCAAUGAGGUGCUCAAGAGCGUUGUGGCACAGUACAACGCGUCUCAGCUCAUCACGCAGCGAGAACUCGUGAGCAGGAUGAUCCGACAAAGGCUCAUUCAAAGGGCCUUGGAAUUUGGAAUCCUCCUAGACGACGUUGCCAUCACCCAUCUUAAUUUUAGUCCUGAAUAUGAGAAGGCUGUAGAGCAGAAGCAGGUGGCACAGCAGCAGGCAGAGAGGGCCAGAUACCUGGUCUUGAAGGGCUUGGAUUGGCUGACCUACAACCCCCCGCAGAAGAAGCCAGAGUGGACCGGGCGCACACGGAACUUCAACUUCUUCACCCCCAGGACGCCGUGGCUGCGCGGCUUCCCCUUCUGCGUCGCGGAGGGGUUUCGGUGCUACUUGAGAUGCAAAGGUGCCGACAUCAAGCACGUCUACAUUUCGCAGCCCGACGAGUGGUUCAACCAAAUGCUGAGCUCAACAAACCCCGACUGUCCAGAUUGGCUGCGUGGGGUUUGGCACAUGUACGAUAACGUGGCCAACGAGACGGUCGUCACGAUGGAGGACGCGAUGUGGAAAAAUGGGAUCGGCUACAAGUGGCCCUUCGUUAACUGGACCACCGGCUCCAGCUGGUGGGGCUCCGUCUUGCUUGGAAUGAAGUACAGCUUUGUCUGCGCACUGCAGAUUUCUCCGGACAAGAAGUGGAUUUCCUUCUCGCGGGACGACUACAUCUACGUCCUCGGCCCAGAGGACAAGAUGGUGGACGCUACUGGCAAGGAGAUUCCCUUCGUCGUGGGCCAAGACCUGUUGAGGAUCACUUGGACCAACGGAGACCCGAAGCAGGGCAUCUACUACCAGUAUCUGAUGCGGAAAGUUGCCUACAAGGACGAAGACGGGAAACUGGUGAAGACGCCUGCCUACCAGGAUUUGCUGGACAGAGCUACACGGCCGACAGCGGCCGGCUGUUGCUGCAACCUCUGCCUAUGCAACGUCAGCGAUGAGGACUACCCGUCCAUCUACGACCAGUUGGACGAUCACCAGCUGCUGGUGCUGAACGAGACCUCCUACCCCGCGGCGGAGCCAGCGGACCCGGCGGACCUCACGUCGAGGCCGUUGCUGGCCAAGGAAUAGGAGACCUCUUUGGGGGAAAGCGAGGUUUCCGGUUUGGGGUUUGGACGAAAACCAGCCAUGUGCGUUCCUUAAAAUAGGGGAGCCCCUGUUUUAGGACACACCCGAAUGCCGACAAAUGUCGGACGACGCAUGUGAGCACCCCAUGGCCCAUUGCACUGCGAAAUGAUGACGCCGUUUCUCAUCUUUGUGCC
Messenger RNA from Effrenium voratum, 1750 nucleotides. NCBI's taxonomy places the organism in Eukaryota, Dinophyceae, Suessiales, Symbiodiniaceae. The record is from the annotation of a GenBank genome assembly.